This is a messenger RNA of Daphnia pulex (common water flea), 1615 nucleotides long. RefSeq lists its product as uncharacterized. Bases 332 to 1615 code for a protein of 427 amino acids. The record is from RefSeq and is a predicted model, not a curated record. The transcript is spliced from 6 exons. NCBI's taxonomy places the organism in Eukaryota, Metazoa, Arthropoda, Branchiopoda, Diplostraca, Daphniidae.
CUGGGUGGGGGGACGAAAAAUGGCACUAAGUACUUACCAUACUUGCCAUAAAAAUAUAGGACCUUAACCUUAACAAGUAGCCUAAGUAAUCUAAGAAACUUCCAUCGGCCAAGGUCGCCAGUCUAUUACCGACGAUAUUAUCCGUUUUACCUUCUUUUCUUCUGAUAGAAAAUUCCGUGAAUAACAAGAGUCGUAUCAACGUUCUGUCGAGUCGUUAACUACAAACGGCCAUCAUUGCAUUUUCAUAACUUAGUCUGGAAGCUUAGUCUUUUGAGUUGUAUCGGAUGCAUCGGGUCAUUUCUCCAACGCGCAUGCAUACAUUUGAAAAAUAAUGCCUAAAGUACGAGAAGUCGAAUCUCUGGUCCAACUUUGUACGGACUGCAUUCAAAAAUCGAUUGAGAAUAUUAAAUUUCCAUCUGAUGUUUCAGCAACUAAGAGAGAGGGCAAUAGGCCUACGUUCAGAAUGAGCCAUCCGAUCUAUGAACUAAUUAAAUCUAUUUUUAAACUCUCUGUAAGCUGCAUUAAAAUAACGAUUGAAUGUAGAAAAUGUGUGCCAGACCUAUCGACAACUAUAAGAGAGAGCAAUGCGAUCAAUGUCAAUUCUGAAAUGGUUAGCGAUCCAUUUCAUAAAUUACUCGAAUCUAUUUUGAAACUCUGUUCAUGCUACAUUAAAAAAACGAUUGAGAAUAAGAAAUUUGCAUUCGACUUAUCCGCAGCAACCAAGAAAAAGGACGAUACAAUCAUUCUCAGUUCAGAAUUAUCAAAAAAUCCAUUUCCUAAAUUACCCGUUCCUCUAUUGGAAAAGCUCGUUGGGUCUCUUACCAGCGGUAGAAAAUUAACACAUGAAAAUAUUCUAGAACAAAUAAUCACCUCACAACUUCAACAUUUGUCAUUUUCUCAAUACUCUGAGAGUUACUUAUUGAAUUUAUUUCCUAAGUUGGAAAAUUUGCUAGUUCUCAACCUUGAAGACGGCGAAAUAGGAAACGACUGUUUAAAAAGCAUUGGGACUUACUGUUCCAAAUUAAGGUGGUGGUUGAAUGUCACGAGAUGCGUUAAGGUGACAGACUCUGGAAUUCAAUGGCUCUGUGGCGAGGCUGAUUAUCCAGAGAUAGGAAAUGAAAAAUCGGGACUCUGUGAGACUCUGAAAAGACUGGAUCUUAUUUGCACUAGUGUUACACAGCGGGGAAUCCAAAUGGCUCUCACGCAUUUACUGUCUUUAGAAAUAAUUAAUCAUUAUGAUACCUUAGAAGCCUUGGUAAAAUUGGCUCAGUCAGCGGUAGUUUCAAAGCGUGUUGAUUGUUGCUACGACAAGUUUUCCGCAUCUGUUCUACACACUUCUCCUAAUAAGCCUUAUUUACAUGGUAGCCUUCAAGUAGCACUCUCUAUGUGCAAUUCACUCACUCGUAUCACAAUCUACGCAACCAAGGGAUUAAAAGACAGUGACCUUUUGUGCUUAAUUGAUAUUAAGGUGCUCCGCGGAUUAAAAAUCUUAAGGUCUGAUUCAAACGCACUCAAUGAAAUUACUUUUGACGGUGGCGUAUGUCCACUUCUCAAGGGGCAUGCUUCAGAACGAAUUAAACCUUCUUCAAAUGGAAAAGAAUCCGACCAUUUUUAA